GAAGGAGAAGGCUAACAUGAUGUGAAACUCGUUUUCGUUCACGCACAUAGUGCGUUCGUUUUCUUUAAAAAAAUGUUUAUUCAGAAGAAACUCGGACCGUCUUGUAUUUAUAGAAAUCAUGGGGACAACGCACAGGAUAACAAAAGAUUUCCAUCGUUUGGCGAGGACUAUAGAGAGCUUCUCAGAUGGUCAAGCCAAGGUUGUUCUGGGGAAUGACGACGAGAACGAUAGAGUUGAGACAAUCUUUAGAUUUGAGGUGGACAUUAUGCCCAACGGCGGUCCAUAUCAAGGAGGCACUUUCAGGUUUGAGUUUUGUGUAGAAAAUGAAUGUCAGUGGCCAAGGGAACCUCCCAUCAUACGAUGCCUAACAGAUAUUUACCAUCCUAACAUUGACCACCUGGAUAGAGAUAACUGCUCCAAUGUUUGUGUCAGUGUCCUAGACCGUGGCAUGUGGUCUUACCAAUUUGACUUUGAGACCUGUGUCCAGGCAUUACUCUUUCUGUUCUACGAGCCAAAUUUUGAUGAUGCCCUGAGCCCGAUCUGUUGUUCUGAUGAGGAUUUUCAGGAACUGGUUCAAAUUUCAUUGAAAGGAGGAACAAUAGAUGGAUUUCAGUUUAGUCCAAAUAUAGGAAGGAUAAACAAUGUCCUACAGGAAAUAACAUGACAUUAUACAUGUUUUUAUAAAUUUGUUAACUCCUAAGAAUAAAUUUUAAAAAUCUUA
Molecule: messenger RNA, 721 nt
Organism: Saccostrea echinata
Lineage: Eukaryota; Metazoa; Mollusca; Bivalvia; Ostreida; Ostreidae
Exons: 3
Coding region: 119-664 (181 amino acids)
Biological process (GO): protein neddylation
Cellular component (GO): nucleus
Molecular function (GO): NEDD8 transferase activity
Source: RefSeq, a predicted model, not a curated record